GUGGCGGAGGGGGCGGGCUGGUGACACUAGGGUGGGUUGGAAGGUGUAGACAUGCAGGCAGCACACACGGGUUUAGGUCACACUGCCGAAGGCGCCGAUUCCCCGACCAGACGCUGCUGUCCCGGUGAUGCAGGCACAGUGGCACUUAUUUCCAGUGGAGCUCAUCCUGUUGCACGAGCACCGGAAGUCUCCGAUUCGAGCAAAAGCGCCAUGCCUUUAACCCAAAGGCCGGAAAUCCGACAUCAUAGAUUCGCCCUUACAGUGUCUUUCCCGACCUCUUUGGAGGCAGAUAUCGCCUGUGGGUCCCUAGCUCCUGAUGCCGAACCGCACCAAGGACUUUUGAGGAAGGAGCUAAAAGUGAGCGGCUGCAUGCUGGAGGUACACUGGAUCUCGGAAGACUCUCGCCUCCUCCGAAUUUCCAUCAUGAACUUUCUUGACCAGCUUUGCCUAGUGGUGAACACCAUACAACGCUUUGGGCCCCCAGUUUCUCGUUAAGCCUGGCUGGGAAAAGGGACUCAGGUCUGACCUUAUGUCCAUUUCCUCCUAAACAGUAUAAUUUUCCCUAGGAAAAAGAUUCCAGAAAUAGUAGCUGCUACUUAAAUGUGGGGCCUAAUAUUUUUUUGCCUGAUUUGGUCCUCAGGCACUUAGGGGGCAACUUGUUUAGUCUGGUGUUUAAAUGUUUGUUGCUGAAGAAAAUAAAGCUGUGCUUCUAAUCUGUA
Messenger RNA from Peromyscus maniculatus bairdii (prairie deer mouse), 719 nucleotides. RefSeq names its product L antigen family member 3 (gene Lage3). The record is from RefSeq and is a predicted model, not a curated record. Gene Ontology annotation, cellular component: EKC/KEOPS complex. Lineage: Eukaryota; Metazoa; Chordata; Mammalia; Rodentia; Cricetidae.